This is a messenger RNA of Aspergillus pseudonomiae, 2534 nucleotides long. RefSeq names its product protein phosphatase 2A regulatory subunit RTS1. The record is from RefSeq and is a predicted model, not a curated record. Gene Ontology annotation, biological process: signal transduction. Gene Ontology annotation, molecular function: protein phosphatase regulator activity. Lineage: Eukaryota; Fungi; Ascomycota; Eurotiomycetes; Eurotiales; Aspergillaceae. Bases 279 to 1835 code for a protein of 518 amino acids. Gene Ontology annotation, cellular component: protein phosphatase type 2A complex. The transcript is spliced from 5 exons.
GCAGGCGGGGGUGUAUCCCCCAGGUCAGUACCAUGUUCCUCAAGGCGCAGGCGUCGCUGGUCAGCCAGUAAAUAAUGGUGGUCCAGCAACUCCGACGAAACAAGGGCAAGUACCGGCCCCUAGCGUGGUCAUCAGUCCGAGCGCACCGGUGAGCCCUACUCUCCAUCCCCGUCCAUGUCUCCGGGUCAAGGCGACCUAGUAGCCCCCCGGCGUUCGCUCAUCGCGCUGACCCUUGGCCCGUUUUCUAGCAUGUCCCUCCCCCUGGCGCUGCUGAAACGAUGCCGGGCGACCUGGCCCCUCCCAGAAAGUCCCAUGUCUUCGACCGCCUCCAGACAACGCCCAAAGAUAUGUCCGAAGGCAUCAGGACUCCCAAACGUCAGCAUUCGUCGCGGUUUGAUAUCUCGGAUCAACGCCAAAGAGAGUUAGAGAAGUUGCCGGGAUUCCAUGAAGUAAUACCCAGCCGGCGCCAGGAGCUGUUUAUGCAGAAAAUUGAUCAAUGCAACAUCAUCUUUGAUUUCAACGACCCGACUGCCGACAUGAAGUCGAAGGAGAUUAAGAGGCUGGCGCUCCACGAACUCCUGGAUUAUGUCGCAAACAACCGUUCGGUGAUCACGGAACCCAUGUACCCCCGAGUCGUUGAGAUGUUCGCUAAGAACCUCUUUCGACCCAUUCCACCGCCUGUGACACCCCAAGGGGAGGCCUUUGACCCGGAAGAGGAUGAACCUGUUUUGGAAGUGGCUUGGCCUCAUAUCCAGGUGGUUUAUGAGUUCUUCUUACGGUUCAUUGAGAGCCAGGAUUUCAACACGAAUAUCGCCAAGGCUUAUAUCGACCAUCACUUUGUAUUACAGCUACUGGAGUUGUUUGACUCCGAAGACCCUCGGGAACGUGAUUUCCUGAAAACUACCUUGCAUCGCAUUUACGGAAAAUUUCUGAAUCUGCGCUCUUAUAUUCGCCGCUCCAUCAAUAACGUGUUCUUCCAAUUCACUUACGAGACGGAGCGAUUCAACGGAAUUGCAGAGCUGCUCGAAAUCCUCGGAUCCAUUAUCAACGGCUUUGCACUCCCGCUGAAGGAGGAACAUAAACUCUUCCUGACGAGGGUUUUGCUGCCCUUGCACAAAGCCAAAGGCCUCAGCAUGUAUCACCCGCAGUUGGCGUAUUGUAUUGUACAGUUCCUCGAGAAGGACUCAUCGCUGACGGAAGAGGUUGUUCUCGGCUUACUACGCUAUUGGCCGAAGGUCAACAGCACGAAGGAAGUGAUGUAUUUGAACGAAGUAGAGGAUAUUUUCGAGGUUAUGGACCCAGCGGAAUUUGCCAAGGUCCAAGUGCCCUUGUUCCAGCAACUGGCGAAGUCAGUUGCAAGCCCCCAUUUUCAGGUGGCGGAACGUGCUCUCUAUUUCUGGAACAAUGAAUACUUCUGCAACUUGGUCAGCGAUAAUGUGGAGACUAUCUUACCGAUCAUGUUCCCUCCGCUGUACGAGAACUCGAAAGGACACUGGAAUCGAACAAUCCACAGCAUGGUAUAUAACGCCAUGAAGAUGUUCAUGGAAAUCAACCCGCAGCUUUUCGACGAAUGCUCGCAUGAGUAUAACGAGCGGCAGAACAGUGCCGAGCAGCGUGAAAGAGCCCGAAAGGAGCGAUGGGAAAAACUGGCAGAGCAGGCCAAAGACCGGCAGAACGGUGUUCCUCCGCCACCGCCACCAGCGGACGUUCCUGUUUAUGUAGACGAGGUUGAUAGCAUCACUCAAGAUAGUCAGAAUCGUCUCCAAUCUCUGAAGCUGGAUGACUCGGGCUCAGUGAAGGAACGACGGAGUUCAACGGUUAGUGUCCAUGCCUGAGUGUUCGUGAAGUCAUGUUUUGACAUGACCUUGUCUGCACAUUGAUGAACCUUUCCCCCUGCUUUUGUCGUCAUCGUUUUGCUAAGAUUUCGUCGUUUUUAAUGUUACAGCAAGCGUGAUUCUAACGUUAAAACGUCGGUUGCUCCAGAGACGGCGCCGCGACACCCUUGAUGAUACUCGGAGGCGACGGAGUGGUAGCGGCAGUGAGAUCCGGCCGCGCGACCGUAGAAGGUCGAUCGGGUCGAGUGCCGUGCAGAUCUUAACACGAAGCAAUUCUACCAAGUGAUGGACGGUCGAUUUGAUGGCACUCAUUAAUUUAGAUUUCCCAUAGUGAUGGCAUAGCGACUACGAGCUGCGAUGAGUGUGUUUGUUUUCACUUGGUUUGACAUUUGAUCAGAACCCUCUGUUACCCGCCUUUCACCCUCUAUAUCUUUCCGAUCUUAUUUUUCUUUUCUCUUUCAUAUCUCCUUUUGUGUACAUGGCUUUCAAUAUUCCUUUCUCCGCGCGCAGGGCUAUCUUUGUGCCCGUGAUUCAAAGCGGACGUUUGAGUUGGACUAUUAGAACUGUGUUCGGGUCUGGAAAACGGGUGCAAAUGGCGUUUCCCUUAGUCGACGUUUAUGUCGAUGACCUCUUUUGAUUCUAAAACAUUAUGAAGUAUUUAUGGCAUAACAGACUAAAUCCACCACUAUAUGCACCUCA